AUGAAGGAAAUGUCCUGCUUCUGCUUGGCUUUUUCUUCCUUGUUGGAACAGAUGGUGAAGGCUUACAAAUACGUGACUGGUAUUUUUUCAGUGACUCAUAGCUCAGAGCCACAGGUUUCAGAUGGUGAUAAGAAGCUCACCAGGAUGGAUGUAAGCAUGCUUGAGGAGCAGUAUGACCAUAUAAAACAGAAGCAAAAACUGCAACCACACAUUAUUGUAUAUAAAACAGGUGGACAUGAAUCUGUUCUGCCAGAAUCAAUGAUCAACCCUGUUCUAAUUAAUAAGAAAGUUAAAAGAUCAAAGUCAUGUAGAGGAGACAUCCCUGUCAGAAAGGUCCCCCUGGAGACAACCAAUGGUGGUGACUCAGAAGAGGAUUUGCUAUGGCGCGUCCACCUGGGAAGGCACCGCCUCGGGCAGGCCCUGGGACAAGGAGAUUCCUGGGAUCUCUCCCACUGCAGCAGCACACCAUGGAGUUUUGAAAACCAGAGACUGCUUUCAAAGGGAAAUGGCACACUGCAGACCAAGGAACCAGCAGGAGCAAGUGAACUGGCUGAGCUCAGGCAGCUGGGAAGCUCAAGCGUGUUGAACAGUCUCAGCAGAGACAAUGGCUGCAACAUUUCAAGCUCCUGCCAAAAGCCUCCUCUGAAAUCACCCACUGCAGCACUUUGGGCACAUCAGCAGAUUGCUGCUACAAAAGGCAUGCCAGCCUGCAACAAACUGAACUUUUACCCUUUCCCAAAUAGGAAAGGGCCCAGAAUUUCUGAAGCUGCAAGGAGGCUUGGGUUGUAUGUCUCACAAUGA
This is a messenger RNA of Camarhynchus parvulus, 801 nucleotides long. RefSeq names its product chromosome 2 C9orf152 homolog (gene C2H9orf152). The transcript has 2 exons. The record is from RefSeq and is a predicted model, not a curated record. NCBI's taxonomy places the organism in Eukaryota, Metazoa, Chordata, Aves, Passeriformes, Thraupidae. The coding region runs from base 1 to 801 and encodes 266 amino acids.